GCUCAGGAGUUCAAAGUUAUACAGUUCUAAUGAAGGGAUUUGGAAAGCAGUCGAGGCUACGUGAACACUUUCAGCACUUCCAUCAUUCUGACUGAUAAAACAAUUAUCUCCGCAAUUCAGGAGAUACCGUGGGGAAGGCUCGACUCUAGUUACAUCCUUGAGGAAUUAGGCUGUUUAUCCCCGUUAUUUAUUAAUGAUAGAUCAAAAGGGUGUCAUGGAUCAAGGACCUGUUGCUAGGAAACCGGGGCAAAUUGAAGAGAGGCCAUUAGCAUAGAGAGCAUGGCCUGUCAUCCGGCCUUGUGCAAGCAUCUCAGAGACAUAUCAUAGCCGGUGAUGGCUCGUGGUGGCCUUUACAGACAGUCAUUAAUACUCAGUCAUGUGCGUUGAUAAUUACACAGUGUUAAUAUCUCCUCUCUAGCACUCAGACUUUAUGAACUGCCUGAUUGAUGAGACGGUAUCACUCGACAACCUCCAGAAAUUGAAACUAGCGUUUGAGGAUUUUGAAACGGGUGGCUUGAGAUCCAUUGAUGCGAAGAAUUUUGGACGUAUAGUGAAGAAGUGUUUGCCUAAGACAAGCGAUGUGCAGAUUCAAGGGUUGUUUAAGAAGAUUGAUUAUUCAGGCCAGGGAAGGAUUUCAUGGGGGGAGCUCUGCACACACAUGCUGCAGGAGUACAAAGAGAAGCAGGAAACUGCGAGACGCAGUAAGCAGGUGGCUUUCUCACUGCCGGCCACCAUGAAGGCGUCAUGUCAUGGCAUCCCCAUCGUCAACAUCCACCCCAGCCGUGAUGGCACCAUGGCAACAGUGCGAGAAGACGGGGUUGUUUGCUACUGGAGCCCCGAACUUAAACCACUGAAGACCAAACACAUGUUUAACGAAGGAUCUGCAAACAGGAAGUCAAAGUGGGCGAGCGACUUUACCAUGAUGACAGAGUUCAACAAGCUGAUGAUCGGCACGGGGGACAGAGAGAUCCAACUUUAUGAGCUUUCCUCUCUGGUGCCUUAUUGCCAGAUCAAUGCACUAGACACAGUGCCUCUGACAUUAGACUACGGCUACACUGGCCCAGAUAAAUGUUGUAUUGUGUAUGGAGACACAGACGGAUGUGUGACUAUCAUUUUAAUAUCCUCUGUUGGAGACACCCUCAGAUUAUGGAAUAAAUUACCAAAGAUUGAAAAUAUGCCCAGCAUAGCGGUGGACAAUGCAGUGCUUUCUCCGAAUGUGACAUUUAUCAGAUGGAAGGUUCAUCACGACUGGGUAACACAGGCAAAACAUUUUCAAAGUUUUCAAGCUGUUGUCUCCUCAUCAAAUGACGAAUCUUCUUCCCUCGUUAUAGGCUGCGUGCUGCCUUUAACAGACGCUGAGCAGCAGUUGAGUGAGAUCAGAGAGGCCUGCUAUGAAGGUAAGACCAAGAAGGUCCAACUGAGCUGGACUCCACAGCUCCGGGCAUCAUGUGACCAGACGGUCUUCGCCGUCUACAAAGGUGUCAAAACCUUUGACCUUUGUCAACAGCACAGUUUGCUGGUCACCGGAGGCAUGGACAGACUCGUACGCAUGUGGAACCCAAAUUUUUCUGGGAAACCGACGGGUAUUUUGAAAGGCCACUCUGCUCCCAUCGUCUACCUCCACAUCGUCUCAGAGGACAGCCAGAUCUUCUCUGUCUCCAUAGACGGCACCGUGAAAAUUUGGGAUAUUCAAGAUCAGUGUUGCCUGUUUACAGCAGAGCCCAAAGCCAGCAGGAUUCACGGUGACAUAUCUGCAUGCUCGUAUUCCUCUGCUAUGAAAUCCGUCUACAUCGCAGCAGACUGUAUGGCUGUGCUCUCCCUGAAGAUAAGGCCACGGCUCCACAGCCGUCUGACUGUUUCACAUAAUGAGACAGUAAUGUGCUGCGGCUACAGCAAGGAGUUUCGUCAAGUUGUCAGCUGCACUGAGGGAUCUGUGGUGAAAGUCUGGGAUUUUGACACUGGGCGUCAGGUUUUUGAGUUUGGCGGCACACAUGACCUGUCUGCCAUCACAUGCAUGACCUUUGACCCCAAAGGGAGGAGACUUGUCACAGGUGGAAGAGAUGGUUGUUUAAAGAUCUGGAACUUCAACAACGGUCAGUGCCUGAAGACACUAAAGAAGGAGGGUGAAUGUCUAGAAGUGUGCGACUGCAUCUUUCUGCAAGUUCACAGGAAUUUCUAUGUGAUGUCUGUCGGCCGGGACCGGAAGAUUGACAUUUACCCAGACAUACCUGAGGACCUUCAUCACGUCCAGAGGCCGCAGCCUUCGUGGCAGGAUGAUCUGAAAAAUGGCCAUAAGGAUGACAUCCUUUGUGUUGCGCAGUGUCCCCCAUCUCUCCUCGCCACCAGCAGCUAUGAUGGAGAGAUUAUAGUGUGGAACGUGGUUUCUGGACGUAUACAGUGUCGGUUUAUCAGCCCUCUUCUAGCUGAACACCAAAAUGUUGAAGGACUGGAUACCAGUGUUCCAAGCAUCAUUUUCCUAAAGAACUCCAAGUUACAGCAGUUUUCCUCGGCGACAGCUCUGCUGUCGUCUGGAGCCACGGGUUGUAUAAAUCUCUGGAACGUGCUCGGUGGAGGAAAAUUUGUGAGCAGCUUCAAAGCUUCUAGAUUCCAACAAAAGAUUACAAACCUGGCUAAAACAGACAAGGACACGUUGCUGUACGCUGCUGACCAAAUUGGUUACAUCUAUGUCUACAACGUGGAGAAGUUUGCCCCUGAGCAAAAAUCAAUUCGAGCUGAAAACUUCUGGCGUGCCCAUACCAGCAGAAUUACUGGUCUGCAGAUUGUUGACAAUGAUCAAGUGGUGCUUACCUCAUCCACUGACUACACUGUGCGCCUUUGGAGUACACAUGGAGAAUUCAUAGGGACCUUUGGGCAGUCUGAGAGCUGGAGCGUCCACAUCUCCUCUUCGUGGAAACAUCCUGCUGUCCCCUACGAGGUUCUGAUCGAUCCUCUGAGUAUGCCUGAUCAUGAGAUUCUGAAUGUAAAAACAGGUCUUUCUGAUGCCAUCAAUCCUGCCACGACUGGGGCUCAUAGAGGUGAACUAAAGUCAGAGACACACCGUAAGCUGAGACGUCCCCCAACAUCCAUCAGUGACACAGACAUUGAGGAAGAUUAAAAGCACACUUUACCCAGAGGAACACAAGACUGGGCUAUGUCAUGAAACUGUCAGGCAUACUAACAAGCUAUCGAUCCACUGCGCUCUGAAAGGCUUUGAUGCUGUGGAGCCACCAAACACCAGAGUUAAGACCUGACCUCUCAUAAGCAGCACUGAGGAACUGAGGCAACUGAAUAAGAUCAAACUGUAUUGAUCACAGUUGGGAAACUGGAUCACUGCAGCAUCCAAUAUCGUAAAGACAUUCUUUUAAAAUGGAAAUAGCGAGGGGUAUAGAGAAUGAGGGGUAUAAUCAUGCCCAACUGGCUUUUUCAACAACAGACCAUGUGAAGUAAAACAAUGGAUGAAAUGAAUGUGUGGAAACAUGUGGAUUACAACAUUAAGGUUCUUUGAAAGAAGCGGAAAGUUAAUGAAGAAUACUAAGAAAUCGAAAUGCUUUUUCAGAGUGCUUUUACGCAAACUUCAGGCUGUCAUUUGCAUUUUGAAACACACAACUGUCCAGCUCAUAGUGCUGGCAUGAAGUGAAGUAAAGUAUAAAGGGGUUGGGUAGCCAUUACCAUUAGACUAGAGCAAUAAAAACGUUAACAUUUAUUAAUUCAUACUGUGAGGAAGAGCACAUUUUCCUCAGUAUUCCUGAGAUGUAGACAAAUUUAGUGACUGUAAAAAAUCUCUUAAAACCCUCUGUAGGCCUACACUACCUGCUGAGCACCAAACAGCAGACAGACAAAGUUAGCGACUUGCUAGUGAACAUAGUGGAGCAUUUAGCAGCUAAAAAGCCAGAUAUAUUUUCCCCAGGAGUUGGUGGAGACCAAAACAGAGUUAAAAGUUGAAUAUUGGGCUUUUAUUCAUCCGUUGGACACAAACAUGACUCCAAAUGCGUAUGUUCCUCCAUGCCUGCUGAAUUUUUGUAAAUAGGCAACUGUUUGCCAACACAUCCUCAUACAACGGUUCGUAUGAUAUGUUACAAAAAAUAUUCCGAAUUUUUCGUGCGUUUUCCUACAAAUGUCCAGCAACACGUGACGAAUGUCCA
Messenger RNA from Sebastes umbrosus (honeycomb rockfish), 4142 nucleotides. RefSeq names its product WD40 repeat domain 95 (gene wdr95). The record is from RefSeq and is a predicted model, not a curated record. Gene Ontology annotation, molecular function: protein binding; nucleotide binding; calcium ion binding. The transcript is spliced from 29 exons. Lineage: Eukaryota; Metazoa; Chordata; Actinopteri; Perciformes; Sebastidae. The coding region runs from base 431 to 3115 and encodes 894 amino acids.